This is a messenger RNA of Cuscuta campestris, 1553 nucleotides long. Lineage: Eukaryota; Viridiplantae; Streptophyta; Magnoliopsida; Solanales; Convolvulaceae. The record is from the annotation of a GenBank genome assembly.
CGAGAAAAUAUUUCGACCGUUUCACCUUCUUCUUCUUCUUCUUCUUCUUCAUUUCUUCUUCUCCGUCUAUUCCACUCUGCGGACUCCCAUAAAAAAAUGACCCUUUAACCCCUUUCUCCCCGCCACCGCCGUUGAUCGGAAGAGAAGAUUGCAGAAGAACCAAAUCUCAACGCCUAUAAACUCUCUGUAAAAUGGGAAAUUUUCUCGGAUGCUUUGGUGGUAAAGACGAUUCUCGCAAGAGAAGAAAGCAGAGGAACGAUGUUGUUCCUCGAGACCAAAGACAUGGUUUCCAAGGUAUUCCGCAGAGUGCAAUUUCCAGGGAGAAAAGCUUCUUCACUGAACCACCUCCAGCUAACCUUGUCUUACAGAACACUACUGAGGAGAAAGUGAACUUAAGCACCAGAAAGCGAGUUACAUUCGACGAAAACAUCACAACAUAUGAACACAUUUCAGUUAAAGAAAGCACCGAAAGUUUGCCAGAGAAGCCAGUUGAAGCUGAAAAUGAAAAGCAAGAGGAGAAGCCAAACCGAUCCAGCUCUUCCACAGAAGGUGGUUAUGCUAUUCCCAGUGCAGAAACUUACCCUUCCAAUUACAGGUACCAGAACUGCAGGGACAGCGAUGAAGAAGAGGAAGAAGAAGAUGAUGAUGAUGAUGAAGAGUUUCACGACUCGUGUGAGGAAGAUGAGUAUUCUGAUGGUGAAGAUAGGGCACUAGCUCACGAAAUAUGUUCUGAACCAGUGGAUUCAUAUUCUGGUCAGAAGCAGUCCUUAGUAGAUCAUGGUGUGGAUGAUCGGAAAGGAUACAUUAGAGACAGAAGUGUUUAUGUUCAUCCCGUUCUUAACCCAGUGGAGAACAUUUCUCAGUGGAAAGCUUUGAAAUCAAAAGCAGCUCAGCCAGUUAUGAUGCCACAGAAGGAGAACUUGCCUGCUAAUAAACAAGACUUGCCCAGGGUUUCAUUCAGUUCAGAACCAAAGAGCAGUACUCAUAAAAACCAGCAGGAAGAAGAAAUUGCAGUUAAUGCCAGUCUUUCAAGUUGGCUCACUCCUCCUAGUACUCCCCCUGCAGAGAAGUCAGCUAAGAACGUUUUUGAAGACAGGCCGAUUUUAGGUGCUUUGACAGUUGAGGAGCUGAAACAGCAGAUUUCAUCUUCUCCAAGGCGAUCUCCCAGUCCGAGUCCUGUAGAUGUUCCCAUCAUAGGAACUGUUGGGACAUACUGGAAUUGCUCUGGUGGAUCUUUCAAGGAUGAUGAUAAUGGUUCUGUAUCUUCUUUCAAAGGAAUACCAAACACAACCAGCAAGUACAGAGAGGAUAAGAGAGUUAAUUGGCAUUCUACUCCGUUCCAGACAAGGCUGGAGAGAGCUUUAAACAGAGGUGCUGCAGAAGCUUAGAUUCUUCUGCACCUGUAGCUACAGUGUUGCCCCCUUCAUAUGAAUCUUGUGAUUACUAUUUCUUCUUUUUUUGAUUGCAAGUUCUUGAAUUUGUUUCUUGGCAAAUUUAAGGAUGGCUUGUGUGAAUUUGUGUGUAUGUUGUAAGCCUACUGCUACAUAUGGCGA